AAGGCGGAAGUUAACUGGAGGGAUACAUCUUACCGGAUAUUAGGUCGUAGUCCCCACCCGGAAGCAGAAUAAAGGAGGUCAUUUCUUACAGCAACAACGUGCUAGUACCGAAACAUAAUAAAAGUGACGUAUCUGUGACAGGAUGACGUCAUUAGCUCAUCAGCUGAAGCGGCUGGCGCUGCCUCAGAAUGACUCCUCCCUUCUGAGCUGCAGAAAUGUCGCCUCGCUGCUCUUUGACCCUAAAGAUGCCGCAACUAUGGACAGAAGCACCUUCUACGCCCUGGGCUGCACCGGGCUAGAGGAGCUGAUGGGAAUCGAACCUUCCUUCCAGGAGUUCCAGGACUCUCUUUUCAGUCGAGCGUCUCUGACUCUGGAGCGCAGCGUCCAGUCCAAAGAGGUCAACCAGAAACUGGAUGAAGACAUUUCUCUUUUCCUGUGCCGUCUGUCUCCGUACUUCCUGCUCAAACCUGCUCACAAGUGCCUCGAGUGGCUGCUGCACCGUUUCCACUUACAGCUGUAUAACGUGGACCAACUCAUGGCCUGCGUCCUGCCCUACUACGACACCAACAUCUUCGUCAGAGUCCUGCAGCUGCUGAAGAUCAGUGCACCCACUAACCGCUGGAACUGGCUGCAAUGUCUGCAGAAACCAGGUGUCCCCUUGUCCAGGACCACCCUGGUCACUCACUGCUACUCUGACCUGAGCUUCAUGGACUUCAUCUGCUCCAUGGUGACCAGGAGUAUCCAGGCCUUCUCUGGACUCUCGGGGAGUUGCUCCCAGCUCAGAGUCAUCUUCUCCUUCUAUGCCUCCACUAUCGUCUCUGCUCUGGAGGCCAUGGACAAAGUGUCUGAGUCUGUCGUCUCCAAACUGCUGCCGUAUGUCCAGAGGGGUCUGAAGUCCACGCUGACGGACUACAAAGCUGCCACCUACAUGAUCGUGUGUCAGCUGGCGGUGAAGGUGGUGAUGGAGGCGGGGCUGGUGGACAGUCUGGCCGUCCACAUCAGCAGGUCUCUGCUCAAGGAGCCUGUCCUGGCCAAGGAGGGUCUGGGCUCUUUGGUGGUCCUACUGCAGAACCAGACAGAGGGCGCUGCUGGACACAAAGCCUUCAGCCGCCUCUGCUCCAUGACCGAGCUCGUGUCCACUCUGGAGGACAUGGCAGCGCAUUAUGACGUGUCUCCCCUGCUGCGCCACCUGGUGCCCUACCUGGUCCAGCAGAUCUUUGUCAGCCAAUCAGGUGAUGAGACAGAGACAGACAAACUCCAUGUCCUGGAGUCCCUCCUGAAGACGGUUCCUCUCACCAAAGGACUGGACCAGACUGUGGCCCGUUUGCUGUUGGACCAGUAUCUGAGUCAGACCAUGUCCUCUAAUGAGGAGGUCUCAGCCCUGGACCAGCGUCUGCUGCCUCUGGUCCAGCUUUUUGAGUCCAGAUACUGUGCGGCUCUGGACAGCGUCCUCUCUGGUCAUGUGACCGACCUGAGCAGCUCCAGUGAGCAGAAACAUCUCUUCCACCGUUUCCUGUCCUUGUCUGUGAGCAGUGGAAAGUUCCAGAUCCUGGGGGACUCGGACACAUCUCUUUUCCUCAGCCUCAAACACCCGCUGUCUUCAGUCCGAGUGUCGGCGGUGGAACAUCUGAUGGACGUGGUCACGUCUGGACAGGAGCAGCAGAGUCUGGACCAGGUCUUCCUCAGAGAUGCUGUGAUGGACUGUCUGAAGGACGACGUCCCUGAGGUGGUGUCUGCUGCUCUGAAGGUCGUGGAGGUCUUGUUUGAUGAUUUGGACCCUGAAGACAUAGUGUCCUCUCUGCUGUCUCUGCUGUCCACAGCGGAGCUGACAGCAAACAAGCAGUGGCUGCCUGUGCUGACUGAAGCGGUGCGUUUACUGUCCGACCCUCGGUUGGAGAAAGGUGACACGGAGCGGCUGCAGAGAGCGGGCUGGAAACUGCUCCCCCUCCUGGUCGUAACCAGCACUCGGCUGGAGUCUGCUGAGCUCAGCUUCACUUUCUGUGUCGCCCGAUCCCGUGUCAUCGCCAAACACCCGCUCACCCUAAACUGGGCCAAAGAGCUGGACACCAUGAUGAAGAAACACUCUGGUGCUGACCUUGUGGGUUUGGUCAACGAGCAUCUGGUCCUCACUUUGACCAAGAACCUGUCCAACAUGGACCAUUUCUCCAAACGGGAGAUGCUGGAGAAGCUGGCCCUGUUGGUGGAGCAGCAGCAGAACUCCAACCCCAGGGAGCGAGCCUCCGUCCUGGUCCUGGCCCGCAUCCUGCUGCUCAGUCUGGACCAGCUCAGAGAGACCCUGCACUUCCUGAUGGCUCAGAGGGUCUUCACGCUGCUGGAGCGCCCUCUGCUGGACUUCAUCACCAGAGACAAUGGACAGGGAUCUCAGUGUCCCGUGUCUGUUCCCUCUUCCUUCGCCGACUCUUUGACCCUGUUCCUAAGCGAGUGCGAGCGUCGCUGGGGUCCUGGAGACCACGUGGACCUGGAGUUCAGCUUGGCUCUGAUGUCUCUGCUGAAAGACUUCAUCUCCUCCAUGAAAUGUCAUGACGCAUCCUUCAAAGGCGACACCUGGUGGAACCCUGAGAAGAUGGACACCAACACCUGUCUGUACCUGGGCCUGAUGUGUCGUGUCUUCAGUAUGGUCAUCAGUGGUGCAGCAGAAGGUCCAGCAGCGGGCAGGUUCAGGAUCUUGAUGAAACUCUUUGUCCAGCUCCACCUGCAGGAGCCGCUGUAUCUCUUUAGGUUCCUGUGUCUGCUGUGGGGAUACGGCAGUAACCAGGGGGACCAGCUGGACCUGAAGGUCAGUGCUGUCCUCCAGACCCGAGCCCUGUACGUAGGUCAGGUGCUGCUGGGCGUGCAGUCCACUGCUGCCCUGCAGGAGCUGACGGCUGCAGACUCACCAGUGGUCCCCUCACUCCUCUGCUGUCUGACGUCUCCACUGCGUGAAGUACGGAGGGCGGCGCUGGCUGCUCUGCAAACCCUCUCAGGAGCCGGGGUCUCGCUCUACCAGCCUAUCAUGGAGAAGCUGAUGAUGACAUCAGAGGAGGUCCUGGCCGACCCAGCGUACCUGAGCUUGGCCCUCUCCGUCCUCCACGAUGAGUCGUCCUCGUCUACAGUGAAGAAGCGGCGGGAGGCGCUGCAGACGUCUCUGCAGCAGCUGCUGAGGAGCGUCCAGGCGCCCGGCUGUCCGUCGUACACCGCCGCCAUCCUGCUGCGAGCGCUCAGCAACGUGAACGGAGAGUCUGUCCUCCUGGCUCUGCUCCCUGUUCUGGAUCGGCUCCUGGAGCAGAGCACCCUGGACACGCCGGUGCGGCUGCUGCGCUCCGAGGCUCAGCUCCUGCAGCUGGUCGUCACCAAGUUCAACGAGGCGUCAGCGGCCGUGUUGGCCAGGGACUCCACCUGUCUCGACCUGUUCGUCAGAGCGCUGAGGAGCUCCCUGCAGCCACACCCUGAUGUCCCCAGCUGUCAGAUCAGUGCCCUGGAGCAGAUCACCAAGUCCUUCUUCCUGGCCAUUGAGAAUGAGACGGUGCAACAGCAGUUGCUGAAGGUGAUGUUUGAUCUGCUGCUGGAGAACACGAGCCCCCUAGUGGCCAACACCAUCAGCAGUGUCUUUAAAAGGAUCAGCGUGGACGCUCAGCUCGUGGCCAAUGAGAUUUCUCCCCCUGAGAAAAAGACAGUGGGUGUGACUGUGCAGCAGACCAGACGCAGCAAAAUGUCUCUAAGGAAACCCCAGGACAGUGUGGUGGUUAUUCCAGAUGAGGGCGCUGUUCCAUGGCAGAGAGUUACCCUGAUCCUGGAGCUGCUGCAGCACAAGAAGAAGCUGAAGAGGGCGGAGACUCUGGUUCCUGCGCUGUUCUCGCUGCUCUCCAGGAGUCUGGAGUCGAGCUCAGCCAAUGACAACACCAACAUUGAGUACACCAAGCAGCUGCUGCUCAGCUGUCUGCACAACAUCUGCAACAAGGUGGCGCCAGAGGGAGGCCCAGUGGAGCAGGAUGUUCUGAAGGAGGACAAGUUCAGCGUGGAGCUGGUGGUUCAGUGCAUCAGAACCUCCGACGUCCCACAAACGCACCACCACGCUCUGCUGCUGCUCGGCACCACGGCGGCCAUCUUCCCUGAGAAAGUUCUGCACAACAUCAUGCCCAUCUUCACCUUCAUGGGGGCAAACAUCCUGCGUCUGGACGACGCCUACAGCUUCAGAGUCAUCGAUAAGACGGUUCAGAUGGUCAUACCAGCGCUCAUCAAGGCCCACCAGCUCCCCGACGGUCAGUCUUCAGCUCACAUCUUGGUCGUGGUGACCAGGAUCAUGCACGUGUUCGCCGACGCGCUCCCUCAUGUGCCCGACCACCGACGUCUGCCCGUCCUCACGCAGCUGGUCACCACGAUGGGCCCCGCCCACUUCCUGUGGGUCCUGAUGCUUCUUCUGUUCAAGCUGCGUGUCCUGCACACAGCCGGCUUCUCCAGUGAGAAGGACGGAGCUCUGGACCAGAAUGUGGACUUCUGGAUUUCCCUCUGUGGUCAGUUUGAGGUCUCUGACAUCAUCACCACCGUCAUCAACAUCCUGAAGUUCCAGCAGAAGCUGCCUCAUGACAAGGAUGACGCUUCACUCAAACCCAGCACCCGAGGCCGAGGAGCCAAGAAGAAGAAGGAGGCGGAAGAGACGGCCGAGGAGCUGAUCUUCGACAUGGACACUCACAGCAGCAAAGAGCUGCGACACUUCAACUUCCUCUCCGUGUCCUUCACCGCUCAGCUGCUCGGCUCCAACACCUUCAUUGCCAAGGUUUCUGACUGUGGAGAUGUUGUGGACCAGUCUCUGCAGCAGAAGCUGUUAGAGGAAGUCCUCCGUUACAUCCACACCGUGGCCCGGGCUGUGGAGCAGAACGCUGACAAACCCACAGCAAAGUUCUGGAGAGUUCUACUGAACAAAGGCUACGAGGUUCUGGACAAGGUCAACGCCUUGUUACCCACUGACACCUUCAUCACCGUGGUGAGGGGGCUGAUGGGUAACGAGCUGGCGUCCGUGCGCAGGAAGGCGAUGGAGCUGCUGAACAACAAACUCCACCACAGGACACGGUGGGACGAGCAGCAGGUCUCCCUGCUCCUGCAGCUGACCUCUGACCUGCUGACCAUCGUGGGUAAAGGUCCUGGCCAGGAGAAGAUGGAGGAGAAGGAGGAGCUGGACAUCAACCGACAGACGGCGCUCUACAGCCUCAAACUCCUGUGCCGCAAUUUUGGCUCUGACAGCAAGGAGGUGUUUGUCCCUGUGCUCCUGAAGACCCUGGACAUCGUGGAGUCAGAGGCGGAGGAGAAGAACGUCAUGGGCAGCGCUCUGCUCUGUGCUGCGGAGGUGGUGGCUGCUCUGAAGGCUCUGGCCAUCCCUCACCUGCCAAGGUUGAUGCCUGCUGUCCUCCGUGCAGUGAAGAACAGGAAGGACCUGCUGACGUCCAGCGACAUCUACCUGCUGAGCGUGGUCAGUUCUCUCCAGAAGGUCACAGAGACGCUGCCACACUUCAUCAGUCCAUACCUGCAGGACGUCACCCAGCAGGUGUGUCUUCUGUCUCGCCUGGCGGACAAGUCCUUGUCCUUCUCUCCGUCCCCGUCUUCUGAGCAGCUGUGUCUCCGUCUGGCUGCACUCAGAAAAAAUCUGGCCAAUCAGAUUCCUCCUAGAGUCCUGCUGCCCGCCCUCUGCAGCAGCUACACCACCAUGGUCCUGGACAAGAAGGCUCAGCUGGGGGCGCUGAUGAGCAUCCUGAAGGAACACAUCGCUCACAUGGAGAGAGAGCAGCUGACGGUCCACCAAUCAGAGCUCACCUCCUUCUUCCUCACAGCCCUGGACUACAGAGCGCGACACUGUCAGGAUGACCUGGAGAAGGCGUCGGAGACAGAGGGUCAUGUGAUCGACUGUCUGCUGUCCAUGGUGAUGAAACUGUCCGAGGGCUCGUUCAGACCGCCCUUCAAGCUCUUCGACUGGAGUAAAUCCGACAGCAGCGAACGUCUGCUAACCUUCUACCGUCUGACUGACCGCAUCGCAGAACGACUCAAGGGACUGUUUGUCCUGUUUGCAGGGAACCUGGUCAAAGCCUUCUCUGACCUGCUGAGACAGAACCACAGCUCCUCCACAGACCAGCCUCUGUUGGACAGAGAAGACAAACGUUGUCUGCUGCUGGACUACGUCCUAGACUGUCUCCACAAGAUCUUCCUGUAUGACACACACAGGUUCCUCAGCAAAGAGAGAGCCGAUGCUCUCAUGCUGCCUCUAGUGGAGCAGCUGGAAAACACGUUGGGUGGUGCCGAGGUCUACCAGCAGAGGGUGCUCAAACACCUGGUCCCGUGUCUGGGUCAGUUCUCUGUGGCUCUGAAUGACGACUCCCUGUGGAAAACUCUCAACUAUCAGAUCCUGCUCAAAACCAGACACACAGACUCACGGGUGCGCUACUCGGCUCUGGUCAUGCUAAUGGAGUUAGCGUCUAAGCUAAAGGAGAACUACAUGGUUCUGCUGCCAGAGACGAUUCCCUUCCUGGCUGAACUGAUGGAGGAUGAGUGUGAAGAGGUGGAGCAGCAGGUCCAUAAGGUGGUCCAGGAGAUGGAGAACAUCCUGGGAGAACCACUGCAGAGCUACUUCUAACACGUGCACACUCCCACGUGCACACUAAAACACACACUGAUCUGUCGUUUCAUAUAGGUUCAAUAUUAGAAAAUAAAAUAUUUUAAAAAAUC
This is a messenger RNA of Cynoglossus semilaevis (tongue sole), 6711 nucleotides long. RefSeq names its product HEAT repeat containing 1 (gene heatr1). The transcript is spliced from 43 exons. Gene Ontology annotation, molecular function: snoRNA binding. Lineage: Eukaryota; Metazoa; Chordata; Actinopteri; Pleuronectiformes; Cynoglossidae. The coding region runs from base 143 to 6619 and encodes 2158 amino acids. Gene Ontology annotation, biological process: maturation of SSU-rRNA from tricistronic rRNA transcript (SSU-rRNA, 5.8S rRNA, LSU-rRNA); positive regulation of transcription by RNA polymerase I. Gene Ontology annotation, cellular component: small-subunit processome; t-UTP complex; 90S preribosome. The record is from RefSeq and is a predicted model, not a curated record.